AUGGCAGCUUCAUCAUAUACGGCAUUUACAGUGAAGUACUCUGUUCAGAAAAAACCCAGCAUUGUCUCCCACAAAUUUUAUCACUUCAUUAUUCCACUAUCCUCUGCUUUCAAGCCGAUCUUGGGAUCUUUUCCUCAAUUCCCUUUGCAAAUUGAUGUACCCAAAACUCUGACCAACACAACAGCUAAAAUACUGGACGCUUUCGUGGAUUCAGUCUUUGAGUUCAUUGACCAGCCCCUGCUUCCAUCUCAGAGUAACUUUGCUCCUGUGGAGCAGUUAGAGGAAGCCACGCUUAUCACAGCCAUAGAAGGAGAUAUCCCACAUGAUUUUCAAGAGGGUGUCUAUGUUAGAAAUGGCCCAAAUCCAUUAUUUGGAGGAUUGAAAACAACCAAAUCUAUCUUUGGAAGGUCAAGUCAUAUCUGGGUAGAAGGAGAGGGAAUGCUUCAUGCUUUGUAUUUUAAGAAAGCAAGUGACGGGAAUUGGACGGUCAUCUACAAAAACAGAUAUGUCGAAACCGAAACUUACAAGCUAGAGAAACAAAGAAACAAGCCUUCCUUUCUGCCGGCCAUAGAAGGCGAUUCACCUGCCAUUUUGUCUGCCUAUCUCCUGAACUGGUUACGAUUUGGAAAAGUGAACAAAUACAUUAGCAACACCAACGUGUUUGAGCAUUCAGGGAAGUUUUACUCCGUUGCUGAAAAUCACACCCCACAAGAGAUUGACAUCAUCAACCUCAAAACCUUAAGAAAUUGGAAUAUCAAUGGAGCAUGGAAUCGACCUUUUAUAAGCCACCCAAAGAAAGCUCCAGCUACAGGAGAGCUAAUUAUAAUGGGGGUGUCUCCAACUAAGCCUUUUGCUACACUAGGAAUCAUUUCAGAUGAUGGAAAGAAAUUGAUUCAUAAAGUGGAUAUCAAAAUGAACAGGUGCAGUCUUUGCCAUGAAAUAGGCGUUACAGAACGGUUUAAUGUGAUCAUGGAUUUUCCGCUAACCUUGGAUCUAAACAGACUUAUUAGAGGAGGCCCAUUAAUAGAGUAUAAUAAGGAGGAAUACGCAAGAAUGGGGGUAAUGCCCCGCUAUGGUGAUGCCAACUCGAUCCAAUGGUUUGAGGUGAAACCUAAUUGCACAUUUCACAUCAUCAACUCUUUUGAGGAUGCCCAUGAGGUUGUAGUGUGGGGAUGCAGAGCUCUUGAUUCGGUAGUUCCUCGGCUUGACCCUAGUUUGAAUCCAUUUGAGGCAUUCUCUCGCUGUUAUGAGUGGAGAUUGAAUCUGCAAAGUGGGGAAGUUAAGGAGAAGGAUCUCGGUGGAACUAAAGUACUGAGUAUGGAUUUUCCUAUGAUUAAUGCAAAUUUUAUAGGUACUAAGAAUAGAUAUGGUUACACUCAAGUGGUUGAUCCUGCAGCUAGCUCCACUGCAGGAGUGCCUAAAUAUGCAGGUCUAGCCAAGCUUUACUUUGAAAAACCAUGCAUGGAUUUGUCUGCGAAUAACAUAGAGCACGAAGAGCCUCUAAGGGUCGAAUACCACAUGUUUGAGAAGAAUGUAUUUUGCACGGGAGCAUCCUUUGUCCCAAAAAGUGAUGGGAUUGAAGAAGAUGAUGGUUGGAUCGUCACUUUUAUUCACAACGAAGAUACCGACAUAUCUCAAGUUCAUAUGAUUGACACAAGAAACUUUUCGGGAGAGGCAGUUGCCAGAAUUACGAUGCCUCAACGAGUUCCAUAUGGCUUUCAUGGAGCAUUCAUGCCAAUAUCAUUGGAAGCUUAAUUUGUCAGUGCUGGUCAUCACCCCCUGAGCAAAUGCAGAACAAAUAAUGGCAUGUGUAUAUUCUUGAAAAUACCUUGUUCCUUUUUUUGGGGAUUGGGGUUCCCUUUCCCUGUGCCGCUCACAGUGUGUUGUAACUUGUAUUUUGAUUCCUAAGCCAUGUCAUUGCCUGUAAAAGAAAUGACGUUGGUGGUGUGACAGAAGCAAAGUUGUUAAGAGGACGUGUGAGUAGCGAGUACUAUAGAUGCAGGUGAACCCAAUGGCAGAAGACACGAGUGAGGUUAGGUGGAUGUCUUUUGUACAUUUUUUUUGUGUAUAUUGAAUUGAGUUGUUUCUUUUAUUUACUUCGCACGUUAUCACCACUUAAAUCCCGGUCGGAUUUUGAUC
Molecule: messenger RNA, 2139 nt
Organism: Neltuma alba
Lineage: Eukaryota; Viridiplantae; Streptophyta; Magnoliopsida; Fabales; Fabaceae
Product: carotenoid 9,10(9',10')-cleavage dioxygenase 1-like
Exons: 13
Coding region: 1-1755 (584 amino acids)
Biological process (GO): carotene catabolic process
Cellular component (GO): chloroplast stroma
Molecular function (GO): carotenoid dioxygenase activity
Source: RefSeq, a predicted model, not a curated record